This is a messenger RNA of Danaus plexippus (monarch butterfly), 806 nucleotides long. Its product is annotated as phosphopantothenoylcysteine decarboxylase-like. Gene Ontology annotation, biological process: coenzyme A biosynthetic process. NCBI's taxonomy places the organism in Eukaryota, Metazoa, Arthropoda, Insecta, Lepidoptera, Nymphalidae. The record is from RefSeq and is a predicted model, not a curated record. The coding region runs from base 79 to 681 and encodes 200 amino acids. Gene Ontology annotation, cellular component: phosphopantothenoylcysteine decarboxylase complex. Gene Ontology annotation, molecular function: FMN binding; phosphopantothenoylcysteine decarboxylase activity. The transcript is spliced from 3 exons.
UAUGUUACAUUCUUAUUAGUAUGUCAACAAAUCUAACAGUUUUUAAAUAAUUGAGAUGCGUUAUGUUAUAUUUGAACAAUGGAGAAGAAAUUACUUAACAUCAUCAUUGGUGUAACCGGUAGUGUAGCUACAAUAAAGUUACCUUUGAUAAUUGAGAACCUACUCAACAUUACCAAUGUUGAAAAUGGAUAUAAAUUUAAGAUACAGGUAAUAUGUACAGAGAGAUCAAAACAUUUUUUCAAAAUAACUGAUAUCCCAGAGUGUUGCUCGCUGUUUGACGAUGAUGUCGAAUGGAGCUCCUGGAAUCAUAGAGGGGAUCCAGUGCUUCAUAUUGAACUCGGAAAAUGGGCUGAUAUGUUAGUAAUAGCUCCUCUAGAUGCUAAUACUUUAGCAAAAAUAUCACAGGGCAUCUGUGACAACUUGUUGACAUGUACAGUAAGAGCUUGGGAUGUGUCUAAACCGCUGCUGUUUUGCCCUGCUAUGAACACUCGGAUGUAUCAGCAUCCGAUAACAGCCAAUCAAAUCGAGACGUUAAAAGCUUGGGGUUAUAAAGAGAUACCAUCAAUUGAAAAGAAACUUAUGUGUGGGGAUACUGGUAUUGGCGCUAUGGCUGAUGUGGAUACUAUAGUGCAGAGGAUACACAGUACAGCUCAAGAUCAUGUUAAUAAUAAAAAGGACUGAAGUUUUCAUUCAUUUCAUACAUUCUUGAUAUUGUUGAAUAAAUACCCAAAUUGUAUUUAUUUGUUAUUUGUUAUUGUGUGUACAUGACGCUACUUAAUAGAAAUAAAUAUUGUUAUUAUAAUGAA